This is a messenger RNA of Opisthorchis viverrini, 2943 nucleotides long. RefSeq lists its product as hypothetical. The record is from RefSeq and is a predicted model, not a curated record. NCBI's taxonomy places the organism in Eukaryota, Metazoa, Platyhelminthes, Trematoda, Opisthorchiida, Opisthorchiidae. Gene Ontology annotation, biological process: long-chain fatty-acyl-CoA metabolic process; long-chain fatty acid metabolic process; neuron differentiation. The transcript has 11 exons. Gene Ontology annotation, molecular function: long-chain fatty acid-CoA ligase activity. Bases 109 to 2943 code for a protein of 944 amino acids. Gene Ontology annotation, cellular component: lipid droplet; endoplasmic reticulum; plasma membrane.
CCGGUGCUGUCUGGUUAGUGCUUGUUUCUGAGCGCCUCACCUGUGUUCCUUCGGUGCAUUUGCGCCGAAUAGCCGUUAAGCUCAGUUCUGACCUUCUUAUCCUGAGCAAUGGUGCAUCUGCCGAAAAUCCUCGUCCCUGUUGGUAUCGGAGUUGUGAAACUUGUUGUCUACACUUAUGAAUAUCUAACAUGGCCAUUAUACUACUUAUGCAGCAAAACCCUACGGUAUAUGCCACUCCCAAAUUCGCCGAUUGAAAGUGACUGGACUUAUAAUGAAGAAGAAAGUCGCACCCUUGCACUACCAAUAGUAGAAGGUGAUCCUUCGUCUCCUUGGCGGGCGGUCGAGUCCAUGGAGGGACUCGCCACCACCGCCCUCCCAGGUUGUCGUGAUCUUGUUAGCAUCUGGCUCAGAACCGUGAAGCUUUGGCCUGAUUUGCCUGCUUUUGGAACCCGUGCCGUUCUUGGAACGGACUACAGAACAACGCCAGAUGGCCGUCGAAUGAUCGAACUAAUCCUGGGCGAGUAUUCGUGGGAAACUUUCGGCGACGCAGAACGUCGUGUUUCGCGCAUAUCGGCUGGACUCUACUCCAUGUUGGCCUCGGAAACCCACGCCCGUCGACCAAUCGCCAUAUUCAGCGAAACUCGUGCCGAAUGGCUCUUUGCAGCUCAAGCGGCCUUUCGUCUUAACCGACCAGUUGUCACACUGUACUCUACUCUUGGCGAAGAUGCGCUAGUUCAUGGUCUCAACGAAACAGAGGUCAGUGUUGUGUUCACGAGUGAUGAACUCUUGUCCAAGGUGGUGAAAAUUGUCCAACGCUGUCCUACCAUCAAACGCAUCAUCUACUUCAGCAACGGUGUGUUCAAUCGCGAGUUGUACACCGAAGUGGACAAUCUGGCAGUGCCCACCGGUAGUGCCACAGCCAGCGUCGCCGAAGCACUCACCAAAGCUCCGCAAGACUUACACUUACAUGAUCUGAUCGAAGUCGAACGGCUUGGUGCGGCUAUCAUGCUGGCCCAGCAAGAAGAACUAAAACUGAAACAAAGAGACAGUAGUGUUGCAACGGAUGCUUCUGGUGAAUGCAGUGGGAUCCGCGCCACAAACUCGUCUAACAGUGCAACUUCCACGUCCUGUCAGGGUCUGUGGAUGCCACCGGCGGAGGAACAGGCAAAGCCAAGCGAUUUGGCCAUCAUAAUGUACACAAGCGGGUCGACAGGUCAACCCAAAGGCGUCGAGCUUACGCACGAGUGUCUGGUCAGUGCGAUUGCGGGCCACCUACAACGACUUCCGAAACUUCGAAGCAACUACGAUAUUUACAUUGGUUAUCUACCCUUGGCGCACGUGUUUGAAUUGAACUGCGAAUUGUGCUGUGUCAUCAUGGGAGUGCGUCAUCUUGGACUACCCUUUGAUGUGGCCUUACUAUCUUUGGGUUUCGCGCCUUCCGUACUCUCUUUAUCCCUGAAGACUUUAUACAUCGAAGCGGUACCCCCCUCCCCGAACGAGAUGGCGCAAAUUGGUUAUUCAAAUCCGCAAACUCUGACAGAUACCUCUUCGCGGAUCAAACAGAACUUUUGCAAAGGUGACGUGACCCUACUGCGACCAACCCUAUUUGCCAGUGUCCCAACCGUACUUGAACGCGUUUCGAAAGCUGUCUGGGAGAGGGUCAAUGCUGGUGGGGAGUUCUCCAAGGCAUUAUUCCGUUUCGCAUAUUCCUACAAAUGUCGCCGCAUUCAUGGUGGCUUCCCCAGUUUUCUGGUGGAUCGACUCAUCUUCCGAAGGGUUCGAUCACUAAUGGGCGGGCGGUUGCGCUACAUUGUCAGUGGUGGCGCCCCGUUAUCGGAGGAUUCUCAACUGUUCGCAAACAUCUGUCUAGCUCCGAUCAUCCAGGGUUACGGCCUCACUGAGACAAGCGCGUCCGGAACUCUCAUGGAAUGUGGGGAUCUGCGAUGUAACCACGUCGGGGCCCCAACUCCUGCUGUUCAAAUCAAACUACGACCUUGGCCCGAAGGUGGAUACUCACCACAUGAUAAGCCAUCUCCUCGGGGUGAGGUUCUAAUCGCUGGAGGUCCUGUGUCGAAUGGUUACUUCAAGCAACCCGAGCUUACCGCACGGGACUUCUACAAGGAUGAAAAUGGUGUCCGAUGGUUUUGUACAGGCGAUAUUGGUCUGAUGCACACCGAUGGCUGUCUAUCAAUUAUCGAUCGCAAGAAGGACUUGGUCAAGCUGCAAGCGGGCGAGUACGUCUCGUUGAGCAAGGUCGAGUUGGCCUUGGCGCAGUCGGUCUACGUGGAACAGGUGUGCGUGUAUGCUGAUGCGAGCCAGCACUACACCAUCUGUUUUGUUUCCCCCAAAUACACAGCCCUGAUGGAAUUGGCCUCUUCACUUGGGCUCGAACACCUGGCAGAAGAAGCUCGGUUGGCCUUGAAGUCUAAUGACAGACAAAACCCUUCGGCCGUGCAGAGUGCACAGUUGGCGUGUCUCUGCAAGUCUCCUCAGAUUGCGGCAGCCGUGCUCAAGGACCUCCAAAGAGUCGGAAGAGAAAAGCGACUGACCACGUUUGAAAUCCCCAAGAAGGUCCACCUGGAUCCCAUGUCAUGGACUCCGGAUACCGGGCUCGUUACUGAUGCUCUCAAACUGAAACGAUUCAACCUCCAAGUUCGAUUUCAGCAUGAAAUUGAUCGCAUUCCCCCGUCGUAUUGCCUUGCUAACAUCAUUGUCCUUCCUACUUCACAGAUUGCGGCAGCCGUGCUCAAGGACCUCCAAAGAGUCGGAAGAGAAAAGCGACUGACCACGUUUGAAAUCCCCAAGAAGGUCCACCUGGAUCCCAUGUCAUGGACUCCGGAUACCGGGCUCGUUACUGAUGCUCUCAAACUGAAACGAUUCAACCUCCAAGUUCGAUUUCAGCAUGAAAUUGAUCGCAUGUAUGAAAAAUCCACUCGAACCUGA